Molecule: messenger RNA, 1077 nt
Organism: Mycetomoellerius zeteki
Lineage: Eukaryota; Metazoa; Arthropoda; Insecta; Hymenoptera; Formicidae
Exons: 6
Coding region: 346-1077 (243 amino acids)
Source: RefSeq, a predicted model, not a curated record
UGUCUGGGUCAUAGAUGAUGCAACGCAUGCUCUCGGCUCUCCUCUGCUCUUAACUUGCCUCGUAUUCGCAAACGGAUGUGGACGGACAACGUUCUCUUACCAAAGAGUAAAGGUACAUAUUCUUAUCCUAUGCUGUAUGAAUUUCUAACGACUAUUAAUCUCCUUGGAUGAAUCGCCUAUUCUGUGUGCCCGCAAGACUUCUUGUGAAAUAGGUUUACAUUACGGCACGUGCACGGUGGGCAUUACACCACAUGUAAAUUGAGCAAAGUAUUAAUCACAUUUUGUCAAAGGAAAUUUUACCCUAUUUUCUCUUAUAUGAUAUAUUGAAUAAAACGCUGUGUAACAAUGAAUAUGGGCAAGAAAUAUUAUAUAGUUGAAUUUGAAGACGGUAUUCAAAUUAUACCUGAAAAUUGGUUUACUUGUGACAAAAAAUCUGCGGUAUAUUGGCCAAAUUUGAAAACUCAGAAAGAAUAUGACAAAGCAGUUGAAAAAAUGAAAGAUUUAAAAAAUGACAGUAUAACAGUUGAUAUUAAAAAGAUAUUUGGAAGUACAGAUAAUUUUGCAAAUGCAAAAAAAAAGUUAAAAUUAGCUGAGAAAUUAUCAGAUUUGAAUUCAGAUGAAGACGUAGAAGUUAACAAAAAAAGAAGAAGGCUUAAUGCAGCAAAAAAUUUUUCUUCAAGCAGUGAAGAAGAAAUUGAUAAAUCUGUAAGAAAUAAAAAAAUUGAAAAAUAUCCUGAAAUACCACAACAGUUAAAACAGCAAAAUAAAAUAUCAAUAUCACGUCAUAUUAUAAAUGAUAUAGAAAAUUGUCAUUCAGAAAAAGAGCAAAUACAAUACUCACAAGUUAAAAAUAAUAAAGAUCUAUUAGCUAUUGAACAAGCAAGAGAAUUUGAUGAAUUUAACACAAUUAAUCCGAGGAAAGUCCUGGGAAUGUCCUUGGGACGAAGGAUGUUGUCUUUAGGACAUCCGUGGAAAAUUUGUGCUAUGUUGUUUUGUAUGUUAAACAUCCUAAAAGAUAUUUUAAGACAUCUACUGGAUAAAGACAAGAUGAAAUUUGGUCAUACAGAAACAUCCUAA